Messenger RNA from Rhodofomes roseus, 1262 nucleotides. Its product is annotated as Endonuclease/exonuclease/phosphatase. Gene Ontology annotation, cellular component: cytoplasm; PML body. The coding region runs from base 205 to 1140 and encodes 311 amino acids. Gene Ontology annotation, biological process: double-strand break repair. NCBI's taxonomy places the organism in Eukaryota, Fungi, Basidiomycota, Agaricomycetes, Polyporales, Fomitopsidaceae. Gene Ontology annotation, molecular function: 5'-tyrosyl-DNA phosphodiesterase activity; single-stranded DNA binding. The transcript has a single exon. The record is from RefSeq and is a predicted model, not a curated record.
AGGCAGGGUGUAUCGUAGCCUCGUGGCUCGACCCGAUCCGAGUCGGCGCUUGCGCUAUCAUCGGAUCCGUGGGCUCGCUCAGCCUCCGAGUCGCUGCUGCUGCUCGCACCGUCGUGUCUGUCCUCCAGUUACCCUCGUCUGCUCGAGCCAGAGUCGCCACUGCUUUCAGUUCGGACGCAACAGAACACGACUUCUCCUCCUCCUAUGUCUGAGAACUCUGACCCACCAGAGACAUCCAUGAAUCGCGUUAUACCCCUUAGGCCUGGACGGUUCACCACUAGAUGGCUGGUCUCGAAUUGGAACGAGGCUCCGCCGACGAACAUCACCGUAACGCCGCCGCCUUCCAUGCAUUUGGUCUCUUGGAACGUCGACUUCAUGGCCCCCAACGCCAAUGCCAGGCUACAGCAUGCUUUGGAUCACAUCCGCACUACUCUCGAGCAGCAGGGCGGUGGAUCGGAUGGCUCGCUCGUCCCCUGUUGUGUCCUCCUUCAGGAGGUCGAGGGCAAUGCGACUCCUAUCAUUCUCAAGUCCAAGUGGGUGCGUGAGCACUUUGUUGUCGUUCCCACCUCUCCCAGUCAAUGGCCAAGCACUCGAUAUGGCAACGUCACGCUCGUCUCGAAUACUGUGCCUAUAGUGGGGGCGCAAUCACUGGUCUUCGCGAACUCCUUCAUGGGGAGAAAUGCUCUUUGCGUCGACGUGCAGCUGGCACGUCCAGGAGAAGAAGAAUCGGCGCUGUUGCGAAUAGCCAACGUACACCUCGAAUCUAUGCCGGAGGGCACGUCGAGACGUCCAGCCCAGUUGUCGGCUACUGCGGAGCUGCUCAGAGAUCCCAGCGUGCAGGCGGGGGUCGUGGCUGGGGACAUGAAUCCCAUCGAUCCACGCGAUGCCAACCUCCCUGCGGAGGUUGGGUUGACGGACGCAUAUCAGGGUGCCGAAGAUGACGAGGCGAGUUUCACAUGGGGAUAUCAGCCGCGCAAUCGCUUCCCCGUGUGUCGUAUGGACAAGAUUCUCUACACCAAGCAUUUGUCGCUAGUGGUAGACGCGCCGAGCAGGAUAGGCGUCGGGGUUAAGACGUCGAAGGGACAGUGGGCGAGCGAUCAUUACGGUCUCAUGACGAUCGUGAAGUUCCGCGAGCAAUAACCGGGCCACGGGCGACAACCUACGUCUGUACUUGGUCCUUCGGAACAGUCGUUGUUUCCCCCUCAUUUGUGUAGUAUUUCUAUAUGGGCAUGGGCAUUCCUACUGUCAAAUGUCGCGAUUAU